AUGGAGCUGAGUUCAUGGAGAACCAAGACUCCAAGAAAACAACCUCAUCCCAGCCGGAGUCCCGAUAUCCAAGAUCCAGACUUCCAGGGAGUAACGUUCAGGAUGGACACGGAGCUGGACGACAGCAGGGAACAGUGUCGGCUCCUCAUAACUUCAAAGUACAGCAAAGAGCUCUACAAGCAUGUGAGAAAACCGAGGCUGAGGACACGAAAGAAGAAGAAAUCACUUAAAAUUAGCAGCUCAGAUGAGGAGAAUGACCCUGUUUCACUAGAGGGUAAAGUCUGUGCAUCAUGCUGCACCAGGAAAACUCCCAUGUGGAGAGAUGCAGAGGAUGGGACUCCACUCUGCAAUGCUUGUGGGAUAAGGUAUAAGAAGUACAGAGUGCGCUGUGUCAACUGCUGGCAUAUCCCUCGGAAAGAGGGCAACUCCAACUCCAGCUGCCUCAAGUGUGGAAACUUUGUGAGGCUGACCUCAGCUAAGCGGAAACACACCACCUAG
Stegastes partitus (bicolor damselfish) is the source of this 498-nucleotide messenger RNA. It is a transcript of the gene zglp1, whose product is annotated as zinc finger GATA like protein 1. Gene Ontology annotation, cellular component: nucleus. Gene Ontology annotation, biological process: spermatogenesis; regulation of transcription by RNA polymerase II; oocyte development. NCBI's taxonomy places the organism in Eukaryota, Metazoa, Chordata, Actinopteri, Pomacentridae. The record is from RefSeq and is a predicted model, not a curated record. Gene Ontology annotation, molecular function: zinc ion binding; sequence-specific DNA binding. The coding region runs from base 1 to 498 and encodes 165 amino acids. The transcript has 5 exons.